GUCAGUCAGUCAGUCGAUUCAUGAAAAUUACCAUUGCAAACGGGCAAUUCAAUUAGUUGCUACGCCGCGUCAAGUGCUUUACAAGUGGAGAGAAAAGGCGAAUAAAGUAGCGACCAAACAAUUGGAGUUGAAGUGAGGAAUCGAGGAGGGAAAUGCCAGUGCAACAGCCGCAGUCCGCGGAAAUCGGUCAUCAAAUGAAGAUGAGCAGCGAAGAGCCACCGAGUGGCAAACAAACGUGCAGAAGCCAAUCCAACUGCUGGCUGCUGCAGCGCCGCCAGCUGGACAGCAUCACAACAGUUCUUGCCGAGAUGAUAGCCACCGCUAUGCUGAUGUUCCUCGGAUGCAUGGGCAGUGUGGAGAACUCCGUGUUCACCAACUCGGACUUCCAGAGCGCCCUGAACUUCGGAUUCGUGGUGCUAAUCUGCAUCCAGUGCUUCGGUUGCGUGUGUGGCGCCCACCUGAAUCCCGCCGUCACCCUGGCCACCUACGUCUACAACAUGAUCUCCCUGCCGAUGGCUUUGGCCUAUUUUGUGGCCCAGAUGGUGGGCGCCUUCAUUGGCUACGGCCUGCUGAAGGCGGUGCUCCCGGAGAGCGCCAUCUACAGCGCUGAGAACCCCAAUGGCGUCUGCCUCACCUCGCUCAACAGCACCUUGACCCCAUGGCAGGGACUGGCCGUGGAGUUCCUGAUCACCUGCGUCCUCAUCUCCGUGUGCUGCGGCGUCUGGGAUCCCCGCAAUGCCACCAAGCAGGACUCGCUGCCAGUGCGAUUUGGUCUGGCCAUCGCAUGCCUGUCGCUCACAGCGGGACAACUGACUGGGGCUAGUAUGAAUCCAGUCCGAUCCUUUGCUCCGGCCAUUUGGAACGGAUUCUGGGAUGACCACUGGAUCUACUGGGUGGGUCCCAUGGCGGCUGCCCUGAUCACCUCGGUGAUCUACAAGCACGCCUUCCGGCGGGAGCUGGAGGAAUCGGAGGUGGACGAGACGACGAUGUCAACCAAGAGGACCUCGGAGGCGGAGCUCGCCUAAAUGGAUUUACUACACAUAGGACAAGUUAUCGUUUAAGUUCGUGUUCGUGAGAGCGGAGAGAGCGGAUAGUUUUAAGUUGCGAAGCGUGCAAAUAAAUAGCUUAAAUAAUUUCC
This is a messenger RNA of Drosophila melanogaster (fruit fly), 1138 nucleotides long. It is a transcript of the gene Eglp2, whose product is annotated as entomoglyceroporin 2. Gene Ontology annotation, biological process: transmembrane transport. Bases 153 to 1025 code for a protein of 290 amino acids. Lineage: Eukaryota; Metazoa; Arthropoda; Insecta; Diptera; Drosophilidae. The record is from RefSeq and is marked reviewed. The transcript has 3 exons. Gene Ontology annotation, molecular function: channel activity. Gene Ontology annotation, cellular component: membrane.